CCAUCAUUGUGCAGCCCAUAAAAAUUCCAAAGUGUGCAACUUCGUUCUUCUCUCUUUCUCUCUUGACAUCACAUUAAUUCUCUUAAUUUGUCCUUGGAGAGAUUGAGACUCCAACUUAUUAGAUACACAAUGUUAUUGUAUACGGUGGUUUUACUGUCGACAUUGGGAGGUCUUCUGCUUCUAGGUGGGAGGGGAGUGGCUGAGGGUGCGACCGUCAAAGUGGCCAACAUUUCUAAGGUAGAAAAUGCUACUUAUUUUCGUAUAUAUUAUGGAAAUACUUUCAAAGUCAUCAAGAACGGGUUGGAUGGCGAGAGUUAUCUUCUUAUCCAGAAUAAUUCAAAGAUGGCAACAAAGACAAAAUAUUGCACAUCAAGAAUCAAAUCAUUUGUCAUCCCAUUAUCAAACUAUUCCGUGGAUGCCAAUUAUUUUCCAGUUUCUUUCUUCGAGCUUUUAGGACUCCUGUCAAACAUGAAGGGUAUCACAUCAGAAAGGGUAGCUUCUGCAUGUGUACUUAAACUUUACAAUGGAGGACAAAUUCAGAUGCUUAACAAGAGUGAGCCACAACAAUUUUCUCAAUAUACAGCACACUUCAUUGCUGAUAAUAAUGUCAAUCAGCAAACGCAAUCAUGCAAUUAUGUUACCUUUCUACCCAUGGGCGAACAAGCUCCUCUCCAAAGGGCGGAGUGGAUCAAGUACCUUGGAGUUUUUGUAAACAUGGAAGUGAGAGCAAAUCAAAUUUAUGAUGCUGUGAAAAACAAUUACAUGUGCUUGGUUCAAUCCGCAGCUAAUAAAACCAAAAAAUUCAAACCAAUAGUUGCAUGGAUGGAGUUUUUUGAUGGUGUUUGGUCUUUCACCGUAGAAGAAUACAAGCUAAAGUAUAUAGAAGAUGCGGGUGGAGAGAACAUCGAUGAGUCCAUCAACAAAGUAACUUACAACAUCUCCAUUGGUGAUGAUUUGGAACAACUUCAAGCUAUCUUAUGUACCAUAGAUGUAGUGAUCGAUGGAACAUUAACUCCUGACCCACUGAGUUACAACGCCUCCACAUUUCUUCAAAACCUCAAUGUAGAAGACCAAUCUUGUUUCUCAUUUCUUUCUUCUCAAAGCUUGUGGAGAUACGAUAAACGCAUUUCAACUGACAUGGCUCUUGAUUGGUUCGAUGGAGCAGUGUCUCAGCCUCAGCUAGUCCUUGCGGACCUAGUAGAAGUUUUCUUUCCAUCAGGGAAUUAUACAACUACUUACUUUCGAAACCUUGUAAAGGAAGAACCGGCUAUAAGCAUUGGUCCUGAAAAUUGUGAUCGAGAUAGCUCAAUCGCCAUGGAGCCAACCAUUGUUAUAUGCCCAUAAAUUAUGAUUUUUGGUUUAAUCAUUUUUUGGAUCUGUUGAUUUUUAAGUAGUGUCAUUUUUACUUCUUACGUCUUCGUUGUGUAACAUUUUGUGGGGACUCAAAAUUUUAAUACUUAGUUUCAACUCAAAAUAGACAAAAGACUAUGAUGAAUUUCCUUGUCAUUUAUUGGAUUCAUAGUGUGUGUAAUACUUAUUCUUAUUUAUACUGGGGU
Messenger RNA from Lactuca virosa, 1556 nucleotides. NCBI's taxonomy places the organism in Eukaryota, Viridiplantae, Streptophyta, Magnoliopsida, Asterales, Asteraceae. The record is from the annotation of a GenBank genome assembly.